AAAUUAUAUUAUCUUAUUUAGAUUUUUUAAUUUUAUAAAUUUGUUAUAUCGUAACAUUAUGUACCGUUAUGUUAUGUAUCUAAUGUACAGUCCCUUCUUCGUAUAUAUAAUUAUCUUACUUUCACUUAAGGAACUUUCUACAAUGUUACAACAGUUUCAAUGUUUGCAAGGGUGACAUUUUAUCCAACAUUAGUUUAUAAUAUAUUAAUGGAAAAAAUUUCAUCGAGAAAUUGGUAUGAUAGAAUUGACGAAACUGUUAUAUUAGGUGCUUUACCAUUUCGAAGUAUGACAAAACAGUUAAUAGUUGAAGAAAAUGUUCAAGCUGUUGUUUCAAUGAAUGAAGAUUAUGAAUUACGGUUGUUUUCCAAUGAAAAGGAAUGGAAUAAAAAUAAUAUAGAAUUUUUACAAUUAUCUGUAACAGAUAUUUUUGAAUCACCUUCACAAGAAAAGUUACAUCUUGGUGUAAAUUUUAUCAAUAAAUUUCGUAAUGCAAAUACAUUAAAUAAUUCUAUUAAUUCUGAUAAAAGUUAUCAUCCUAAAAGUGUUUAUGUACACUGUAAAGCAGGGAGAACACGUAGUGCAACAUUAGUUGGAUGUUAUUUAAUGAUGAAGAAUCAAUGGACUCCAGAAGAAGCAAUAACAUAUAUACAGCAAAAAAGACCACAUAUAUUAUUACAUAAACAGCAAUGGAAUGCAUUGACACUCUUUUAUAAUAAUCAUGUAAAAAAAUAACGAAUAAUGAAUAAUGAAUCUAUAUAUAUAUAUAUAUAAUUAUUAAUAUAAAAAUAUAUAUAAUAAUAUAAUAAAAAGAAUUUUU
Molecule: messenger RNA, 817 nt
Organism: Apis mellifera (honey bee)
Lineage: Eukaryota; Metazoa; Arthropoda; Insecta; Hymenoptera; Apidae
Gene: PTPMT1
Product: phosphatidylglycerophosphatase and protein-tyrosine phosphatase 1
Exons: 5
Coding region: 160-732 (190 amino acids)
Biological process (GO): protein dephosphorylation
Molecular function (GO): protein tyrosine/serine/threonine phosphatase activity; phosphatidylinositol-4,5-bisphosphate 5-phosphatase activity; phosphatidylglycerophosphatase activity
Source: RefSeq, a predicted model, not a curated record